Messenger RNA from Drosophila obscura, 1656 nucleotides. RefSeq lists its product as uncharacterized. The record is from RefSeq and is a predicted model, not a curated record. Gene Ontology annotation, biological process: spermatogenesis. Bases 223 to 1656 code for a protein of 477 amino acids. The transcript is spliced from 6 exons. Lineage: Eukaryota; Metazoa; Arthropoda; Insecta; Diptera; Drosophilidae.
UUGAAUUAAUUGAUUAAAUACUAGCAAAAACAUUGCAAUAUUGCAGAAAACUAAGAUUCACGACCAAGAGUCGCAUUGACAAGCCCCUGUUGCAGGUUGAGAGGCAAAUGGGAAAACAUUGCAUGCGUCAAAAAGCCGCCAUUGCUUAGUAGCAAAAUCAUUGAAUAAUAAUAAUAAUCGACAGUUAACGUAACCACAAGCGACGUUGAACCUGAUUCAGACAUGGAGGACACUUUCGGCGAAGACGUUCCUCAGCUGGGCGGCCGCGCAUGUGCCGUGGAAAUUAGCGACCAGAAUGUGGCGAUUUCCGAUAGCAUGAAACACAUGAUCUAUCAGGGAAUAGAGGCAAAUCCGCUGUCCGGCAAGGCCAAGGCCACUGAUGAACUGAACGCCGAGGAGGAGCAGGACAGUGACGCUAAUUCGACCCUUAGCGAUAGCAAUGAGGGGGUAAAUCCAUUUGCUUAUUCUAUGAACGAGGAGCAGCCGCCCGUUGAACAUGAAGACUCGGGAUUAGAUGGCGACGAAAAGAUGAGUCUCUACCUGCACCGCCUAUCGAUGCGUGAGGCCAUACCGAGGAGCUGUUUGACGGAUGCCGUUUUCAUGAUGGAUAAACCUGUGUCUGCAAUGACGGUGGGCCAGGAGUUGCGCCGCUUACCCAUGAACAAAGUCGCUGACUGCCAGGUCAAGAAAAAGAUUGUUGUAACCAAUGUGUACAGCCCCUUUCAGUUUUGGUUCCAAUUCGCUGAGAGCAACGAUGUGUACGAUCUGGCCGGACUGAGUUGUCAGAUUAGCGAAUUUUACAGAACGGAAGCCACGUACAUGAUGUCACAAUACCAGAAUCCAGUCGGUCGCUUUUUCCUACGUCCUGGAUACAUUUGUGCCGCCCAUUCACGGUGGGGAUUAAGGCGGGCUCGCAUUGUGUCCGCACCGCAGGAAAAUGCUACGCACGUUUCUGUGUUCUACGUGGACUAUGGACGUUUGGAGGAGAUUGCAUGCAGCGAUCUGAGGUUUUUGCCCAAAGCGUUUGCCCAUAUGCCGGCCAUGGCCGUCAGGGGUACACUCUCGCAUGUCCAUCCGCUGGGGUCCAUCUGGCCGACCGAGGUAACUGAGGAAUUCCGUCAAAUUGUUAUUUCCCACGAGACCUAUGCCCACAUCAUUGAAGAGGACCUGGAGGAGGAAAUUUACUUUAUUAAAAUCUACGAAACCAAGACCUCUACUCUGUCAAUUAACAGCUUAAUGAUUCAGCAGGAACUGGCCGGUGAAAGCGAUCAUUUUGACGAGAAUGUUAUUAAAGAGAGUUAUGGCCGCCGGCGUCGCUACCUUUGCGAGCUGCUUCCCUCCUUUGAAAUGCUCGAGACUGGUGUGUUUCCCAUGGAUGCGGAUCUGGAGCUUGAGAAUAAUUUCAAUAAAAUCGUAAAAGAAUCCGUCCGAGACUUUAGUGUUCCCAAUAUCAGUAACCCCUUUUUGCGAGACCUGGAACAGGCGCUGCUAAAAUGGAUGGAGGGCUACAAGAGGAAGGAAACCUAUUGGCGCAAGUUGUAUAGGGAAGCUAAGCUCAAAGCUAAAGAGGAGGAAAAAUUGCACGAGAAUCCAGAACGGCUACAGGCCAUAAAGAAGUUGAUGGACAAAGAUAAGCUGGAGAACGCCGAUGAGUAA